AUGCCGCUCAUCGCAAGACGAUUUUCAAUUACCAAUUUCCUCAUCGCGACCUCAGCCCUCGGAUUCCAGGUCUUCGUCUUGUAUCCAUGGCACACCAAACUUGACGAUGAUUUCUCUGCGCUCAAGAAGGAAAACGUCCGGUUGAUGCAAGCAAUUGAGCAAAGACUACCUCCGCCCAAGGAAAGGUCAAUCGUGCCUUGA
This is a messenger RNA of Sphaerulina musiva SO2202, 201 nucleotides long. RefSeq lists its product as uncharacterized. NCBI's taxonomy places the organism in Eukaryota, Fungi, Ascomycota, Dothideomycetes, Mycosphaerellales, Mycosphaerellaceae. The coding region runs from base 1 to 201 and encodes 66 amino acids. The record is from RefSeq and is a predicted model, not a curated record. The transcript has a single exon.